ACUGGGAAGAUACCACAUUUCGAUUUGGAACCAGAUGAUGAUGUUACCUAUCCAAUAGAAUUCGACCAUGGACAAUACUAUGAGCCAGAAGUUAAUGAUUUCAUCAUUCCAAGUGAAAGUUGUUGCUGUUGUAGCAGCGGUGUUGAAGAACACAGUGGUACAUAUCCUUCUUUUACUCCUUCAUCUGUGUCUCCCAUAUCAAAUGUCACUAUUAAUGACAAAAUUCCCUUUUACGGCCAUCCCCUUUACUGCCAACAAGGUUUAGUGAGGGAAAAUGUCAAUUUAAGUGUGUGUGAAAAUGAAUGGAAACAAAAAAACGAUACAUAUUGCUUUGAGAUGGGACCUAUCUUCAAACUCUUGAUAUCUCUCUGUGCAAAUGACAUACCUUCUGAAAACUCCUUGAAAGACUUGAUGAAUUCCUUUGAAAACAUUUCUGACAGCCAUUCCCUCUGGGAUAUUGAAGGAAAGAAACAAAUUUUAACAACUUUGUCCUUGUUAAUGGAAGGAAUAAGUACAGUUGCCCUAUCAAUAACUUUUGCAGAAGGAGAACAGAAUGUGGAUCAAAACUCCAUGGGGAUCCAAACAAAUCUCAUCAGUCCAGAAUCCUUUGAAAACAAUGACGCACUCAAGUUAAAAGCUAAAGGAGAUCAAAUUGCCAUCCACCCAAGAGCAAUGGCAGUAACUGCCAUGAUCACAGAUCCAAUUGCUGUGGCUUUUAUAUCACAUGGUGGGUUGGAAUCACUCCUAGAAGAGACUUUACUGCAGAAUGGAACAUUCCAGGGCAAUGAAAUACUGAAAGAUGUUCACAUGAACUCUAGGCUAGUAAGCAUUUUCACCAGCAACCAGAUAACAAAUAUUUCUACCCCGGUUAAUCUCACCUUUCAGCAUCUCCAGAAUAAAGUGGCCCAGGAAAAGGUUCUCUGUGUCCACUUGAAUUCUGGGGCCUUGUCUGACCAUGGUUGCCAACGACUCUUUUCUAACAUCACCCAUACAGAAUGCAGCUGCCAAUAUCUGUCCAGUUUUGCUGUGCUGAUGGCCACAACUCAUAAACGAGGAGAUCUGAUCCUCACCAUUAUUAGCUUCCUUGGGUUGUCCAUCUCAAUCAUCUGUCUCUUCCUGUGUAUUGUCACAUUCCUCUUCUGCCGCUCCAGCCACAACAGCAGCACCUUCAUCCACCUACAACUGUGCAUCUGCCUGUUUUUUGCAGACCUCCUCUUCAUAAUUGGAAUAGAUAAAACUGGCAACAAGAUCCUGUGUUCGGUCAUAACUGGAAUUCUGAAGUAUCUUUUUUUGGCCUGCUUUGUCUGGAUGUUCUUGGAAGCUAUCAAUCUCUACCUCAUUGUCAGAAACUUGAAAGUUGCAAAUUACAGCGGGGCCAGCAAGUAUAUGAAGAUAUCUAUGUACCUCAUUGGUUAUGGGUUUCCUGUCCUGAUUGUAGCUAUUUCUGCAGCAAUUAAUCCUGGAGCCUUUGGGACACUUUAUCGCUGCUGGCUUAAUCCAAAUUUUAUCUGGAGUUUUACAGGACCUGUCUGUGUGAUAAUUGUGGUCAAUUUAGUGCUUUUCUGUCUUAUUCUGAAGAAUUUGCAUGAAAAACUGGCCUCUCUCAAUUCAGAGAUAUCUGCAGUCAGAAGUACCAGAUCACUGAUGUUUAAGGCCAUAGCCCAUGUGUUCAUCCUGGGUGUGACUUGGUGUUUUGGCCUCUUUCAAUAUGGCCAUUUGGAAGACGUUAUGGCAUACAUGUUCACCAUCUUCAACAGUGUACAGGGAAUCUUCAUUUUCCUGGUGCACUGCUUACUCAACCAAAAGGUAAGAGAAGCUUACUGGCAUUUGAUUUGUUGCACCAAAGACAUCAGACCUCCUGUUUCUGAGAUAACUAUGACGUCUGUUCCCAUCAGCAGUCCUUCGGAAAAUGAACCAUGUAAUGCAGAGCAUAACCAGAAGAUUGAAUGGGAAGAACCAUCAUAGCACACUGUCUCUCCUUUAGACUCUUUGUUCAGUUUGAAUGAAACUGAAGAAAACUGGGUUAUAUUCAGCCAUUUUUAAUUUUCUUUCCUUGCUGAUCUCUGGAGCCACAUUCUCUUCAAAUUAUAGUGGAGAACUUUUCCCCCCCAACCCAUUCCUUGUUUUAACUCACUUAACCAGAAAGAAAAUAUAGAGGGGGCAGGUUAUCUGCUUGCCACUAACUAUAAUAUCUAGUGGAUAUUUUGUUAAAUUAAAAACAAAGAGCCUUGAAUAACUGUAUAAUGCAGGAUGAAUUUAAAUGUCUUUUUCAUAUAUCUUGUAUUUAUUGUCAGUAUUUUUCCUAAUGGCUUCUUAUGCAUCUUUGUAGGUAGAGUAUUGGAUAAAAUGUUUUUAUUUCUCAAGUAGAUAUAGAUAAUGUUCUGCAAAUUAUUUAAAGAGGCAGUUUCACUUGUGGCAACACUGUAAACCAAGAGUCAUUCUUUGAACCAUCAAGUUAACUACCGUACAUCUUUCUCAAGAUAUGACUCUUUCCUGUGUUGGAAUAUUUAGAACACUCUUCUGCCAUGAUUUUGCUGGUUUUUGAGGAACAAUAUAUUGCUAAGACAUUGAAGUUAAGUGAUUUAUACUCCACAUAGGUAAACUUUAUUGUUUUGCUUUAUAAUAAGAACAAUACAUUAAGUAGUUGAAUUUAUAAUUUCACUGGCUGACAUUUGAUACAUGUAUUAUUUACUUCCUUCCCUUCCCUUUAUAUACUUUACAUUUGUAUGUUUGCUUUGUAUAUUCCCAGUGGUUAAGUCAAGAAAGUAUCUUGAGAUUUAUGGUCCAAAGCUCAUUGACACCAUA
This is a messenger RNA of Notechis scutatus (mainland tiger snake), 2805 nucleotides long. Lineage: Eukaryota; Metazoa; Chordata; Lepidosauria; Squamata; Elapidae. The record is from RefSeq and is a predicted model, not a curated record.